GGAAAGGCCCGGCUGGCUACAGCUAACGGCUUAGAUGGAGCGCCCCUGAUAGCCCCUGAUAGGAAUCCCCCCCACCCCGGGCCUGGCCCAGACCAACGCGAUCAAGUUGUGGGCAUGGGGUGUUGGGCCCUCGGACACCUGGGGGAGACAGUGGCGCGGGAAGUCGGGCAGCCGUCGUGGCGCAGGGCGCCGAGGGCCACCUGUUGCAGCGGGCGGCCGGGGCUCACUUGCGCGGGGGCCGGGCCGAGGGGCGGCGGCUGCGGCGCGCGGCGGGGCUGAGGUUCCCGCGGCCCGCCAGCUCCUCCGGCUUCCGCCAGGUCAGCUGACUGCCCAGGGAGGAACUGCACGCCCGCCGCGCUCCCCUGCAGCGCUCCCAGCAGUUGCCGCCGCCGCGCCCCCGUGCUCCGUGCCGCGCGCCCGCGUCCUGGCCGCCAUGGCCGGGCUCGUGGUCAGUGGAACUCAAGUGUCCUACAUAGGCCAGGACUGCAGAGAAAUUCCAGAGCACCUUGGCAGGGACUGUGGACAUUUCGCAAAGAGGCUUGAUCUGAGCUUUAACCUUCUGAGGUCACUGGAAGGACUGAGCGCAUUCAGGAGCCUGGAGGAACUCAUCUUGGACAACAAUCAGCUGGGGGACGACCUCGUGUUGCCAGGGUUACCCAGCCUGCAUACCUUAACCCUCAACAAGAACCGAAUCACCGAUUUGGAAUAUCUCCUGGAUCACUUGGCAGAAGUGACACCAGCUCUGGAGUACCUCAGCCUGCUGGGCAAUGUGGCCUGUCCCAACGAGCUGGUCAGCUUGGAAAAGGAUGAGGAGGACUACAAGAGAUACAGAUGCUUUGUUCUGUACAAGCUGCCCAACUUGAAAUUUCUGGAUGCCCGGAAAGUAACCAGACAAGAACGAGAGGAGGCAUUGGUCAGAGGAGCCUUCAUGAAGGUGGUGAAGCCCAAGGUGUCCUGGGGAAGUGUCGCUAUGUUUACUAUGGGAAAAACUCAGAAGGCAACAGGUUUAUCCGAGAUGACCAGCUCUGAAGCCAAGUUCUGUAUACCUUCACCCAUUUCAUGGAAAUAAAAUCAAAAGGAAGAUCAAAAAUAAAACGCUAAAGAAAACACAAUAGCCCACGUUACCUCUCUUUGGGAAAGGCUGUGACUUCAGCCUUUGGUACCUUCUGCUGACUUUGCCAGGCCUGUCAAGAUCAUCCUUCUGCCUUAGACUGAGUGGUCACAUAGAGAUUGACAUGAUUGCCCUUAAGCAGGUCUCAUCCACCAGGGUGACAGACAGCGGUUGUGAAGCAACGGGGCUGACAGCAUGAACACCAUGAUAGAUUGCCUGGUCCUGUCACUGCUCACAGGGGAGCAGAGGUCACACCUGGGGCCUCCCUGGGCAUGCUCAGUGGCUGCAUUCAAGUGAGAAAGACUGUCUUUAGAUCGCCUAUUGAGUUGAAAUCUCUCUGAUAUCAUCAUGCUGCAGGCUUAUUUUUAGUGAAAUAAUCACAGUUUAGGGUAAAGCUACUCUCCCUCACUCCCUUUAAAUCUUAACCUCUGCAUUCUGCAUAUACAUAGCUCCCGUCUCUUCCCCUCCACCUUCCUUUAGCAUCAUUUUUCUGACACGUGGUGCAUUUUGGUUUGCAGCUUUUCAGCGAACAAGGUAUAACUUCCCAGGCAGGUCAUACAUUUAUGGCUGGCUUCAUGUUGCUACAAUCCCUUUAUUGGAGUAAAUAGCUUUCCCUAAAUCCCUGACUACAAAAGCAUGGACUUUUAUCUUGUUUCAUUCAUCUCUAAAUCCACUUCUUGCCCUGAAUAUGAUGCAGUGUAAGGCAGUAAGGCAUCUUUCUCAGUACGAGGGUUUGGUUGCACCAGGGACUCUUAUUUAUUAAUUUAUUUUUAACCGUAUACACUUCCAGCGAUGCCUGUGGCCAUACUUGUGCGUGGGGCUGGCUUGCUCCUUUGGGUGCCAUUUAAAGGUAGUGAGGUGAUGAAAGACAGAGUGAUGGGUCAGGAGGUUAAAAAACAAAAUUAAGACUAUAGAAAACACCCACCAGACCACAGAGUUUUUAUAGAAGGCACAAACCUUUUGGAUUUCAUAUCUUUCUCAUGACCUCUUAGAAGUCAGAUCCAUAGGUUAUGAGACUGUUAUUCCUUCCUAUAUCCUUGGCUGUGCACUAAUGUCACAAGGAACAUAAGUAUGAUCAUUGCUAGUUGGGUGGCUAUAAGCUUACCUAACUUGCUGGUGCACCAGUCAGAUCACUGUAGAAGAUAUUCAAAAGGCUGAUUGUUCUUGACACGAUAGUGUUUAUUUUUCUGCUUAUCUUUAGACCAAGUGCUCAUUGUGCUCACAGUAUUAGGUCAGUUUGAUGACAGCAGAACCUGAAAGAGAAUCCCUCCAAGUUAUAGAUACUGAGGGACUAGGGAACUGCUAUUGUAAAUCUCUGGGGACUCAGAAUCCCUAAGCUGCCCAAAAAGAGCCUACUUUUUCCGCUCCAGCCCAUUUAUGUAGCCUCUGGCCUACUGAGUCAACACAGGCCUUGAAUGACAUGUAUUGAGGCUGGCGGGAGUCCUGCUUACAGAUUAUCCUUUGUUAAUCAGUUCUUGAGACAAGUUAAGAUUAAAAUCCUCACAACUACAAAUAAUUGGAGAACGCUGAAUGUCUGCCUCUAUCUCUCAAAUCCAUUCGUACGUAACUGGAGUACCUUUUCUCUGUUUGAUUUACAAAACGGCACUGGAAUAAUGCUUUAAAUUAUCUCCAUUUGGUUCCUCCCCGGGUUGUUGUUUAGAAGCAUCAACACAUGUUUUCUUCUUGGCAUAAUGUGGGCAGCCAGAGUUCUGUGCAAGAGCAGCUAGACGAGUCGGAUGUCAUAUCCAAUCUAGCCGCACAUAUAUCCUUGUCUUUAUAAAAGGCUUUAACCCUUCCUCAAACAAUAAAAAAGCACUUGUGAACUGACCACAGAAUUUUUCCAUCUUUAUUUUUCUUACUUGUUUACUUUUUUUAAUGUCAGAACCAUUUGUAUCAUGCGCAGGAAUGUCUCCCUCAAUGUGAGCUUUGGAGGCAACACAUAUUUUUGGAGUGAGUUAUUGACCACACUGUUUCCCUCUCUUUGGGUUGUUUAUUUUCUUCCAAAAUGGUGCAAUAACUUUCAUUAAGAUUAGCUUCAAUUAUAAAUUACCUAAAGGCCACCACGAAGGUAUAUUCAUCUUACUGAUAGAAUUAUAGUGAGUUUUGUUUCUCUUAAGGAGGGAUAAUGAUAAUGAAUUAGUGCUGGGUUGCUCACAGUUCCACUGGCGUGUCAACCAAAAUUUGCUAUGCUAGAGCUAGAUUUUGGUCUGAAGUGGCAGAGGUAGAAGCCAUGUUGCAUGUUUAUCUUGAAUCUGUAGGAAUUUCCCAAACCUUGUUUUUCGAAGUUGAGGAGAAGAAAGUAAUCAAUUCAAUCAGGAACCAGACAUGUUUUGUACUUUCUCUACCCUUUGGUCUUUCUUCCUUUUAUGCCAUUCCACUGAGCUUGUUCUUUGGGGAUUGUGGUGCCUGACAUCCCUGUCUUCCCCCUCCCAGGACACUGACCUGAGUGGAGAGACCUCGGCAAUUCAAGGCUGUCCUGCAGCUCUCUGUGGCCUCAGCAAUGUCAGGGCGGCUGUCUCUUUCCUAAGUAACAUAAUUUUAAAGAACAAUUUGUUCCUUAGGGAAUAAUGUCUUGGAUUGUGGGGAAUCCUAUUAAAAGUACAACUAUUGCAAUCAUUUGCUUUUACUUUCACCAGCCUCGCUCAUAAACCUCCAUCUGUUUGUUGCUUUAAAUAGAAGCACACUAUAAGAGAUUAUCACUUGAUCAGGCUGCGUGUCUGAGUGUUGUGUGUUUUCACAUAUUCAUGUACACGAAGAAAUAAAAGAAAGCAAACCACA
Molecule: messenger RNA, 3889 nt
Organism: Cebus imitator (Panamanian white-faced capuchin)
Lineage: Eukaryota; Metazoa; Chordata; Mammalia; Primates; Cebidae
Gene: LRMDA
Product: leucine rich melanocyte differentiation associated
Exons: 6
Coding region: 434-1069 (211 amino acids)
Biological process (GO): melanocyte differentiation
Molecular function (GO): protein binding
Source: RefSeq, a predicted model, not a curated record